CGCACACACUUCCUUUCCCUAACAUGCCAACACCUCUUUGGCUCUUUCUCCACCUUCACAGCAUCUGAAUAUCUCUAGACUCCAUAUACACGAUUAUAUAUUUCUCUCUCUAAAUCGACAAAAGAAAAUUACCUACCACAAACAAUUACUUUCUCGAGAAAUUACUGUUAACGGCAGAUCAGCAAGAACCAGAAAAACCCUAGUCCAUUUUCGCACUUCAUUUUCAAUUGAUAAGAAUUUAUUAUAAUAAGUAAAUGUUUGUGUAGAAAGCUUGAUGAGGUUGUAUCGUAGAUGCACGAGGAUUUUUAUCCUCUGUUUGCUCGGUGUUUCUGUUUUUGUUCCAAUUUUUCUCCUUUCGUUUAGGCUCAAAAACCUUAACUCUGAAGUAUCGAAAGGAUAUGUGGAAGAUUUAUCGAUUAUUAAACACAGAACAGAGUCUCAAAUACUUAGUGCAAUUAAGCAGGAAGAAGGUGAAGGUUUGAAAGAACCACCCUUGAUCGUGUACAAAGAUGGAGACCUCACUUCGGCAGUUAGUUUUAGUUCUACUGACGAUAAUAGAAUUGGUGAGUCUGGAAAUGUUGCAGAUAAAGUUAAUUUUUUGGGAAACAAUGUGUUCAAUCUUGAUGUGAAGGAAGAUCGCCAAAAACCUCUGCAGAAGGAUAGGUUGCCCAUUUCUGGGGAAAAGCAACAUUCCCAGCUAAACGAGUUUCAACAAGAUGAAAACGUACAGUAUAUGGCACGAAGGGCAUUAGAUGAGAAGGUUAAAGAGAUGAAAGACCAGGUAGUGAGGGCGAAAGCAUACUUGAAUUUUGUACCACCAAAUAGCAGCUCUCAUUUUGUAAAAGAGUUGAAGCUAAGAAUUAAAGAGGUUGAACGAGCUACGGAUCAAAUCACCAAAUCUUCCUAUCUGUCUAGGAGUGCUCUGCAGAAGAUGAAAGCUAUGAAUUCUACCCUGUUAAAAGCCAGUCGUAUUUACCCUGACUGCUCUGCCAUGGUGAAAAAGCUUCGUGCUAUGACUUACAAUGCUGAAGAGCAGGUGCGAUCUCAGAAGAUGCAAGAAACCUUUCUUGCAGGACUCGGCGGAAGAACUAUACCGAAAGGCCUUCACUGCCUCUCUUUGAAGUUGACUGCUGAAUACUUUUCCCUAGAGCCUGAGAAACGGGUGCUCCCCAACAUGGAUAAACUGCAAGAUCCAGAGCUCUAUCAUUUUGCUGUUUUUUCUGACAAUGUUUUGGCUUGUUCAGUUGUUGUGAACUCAACCAUAUCAACUGCUAGGGAACCAGAGAGAAUAGUAUUUCAUGUUGUGACAGAUUCCCUCAACCUCCCAGCAAUAUCAAUGUGGUUUUUAUUGAAUCCUCCUGGCAAAUCUACAAUCCAGGUUGAAAGCAUAGACAAUUUUGGAUGGUUAUCCACCAGAUAUAAUGCAACUCUGCAGAAGGAAGGCUCUGUUGAUCCAAGAUACAUAUCUGCACUGAACCACCUUCGGUUUUAUUUGCCAGAUGUUUUUCCUCUUUUGAAAAAGAUUGUGCUUCUCGACCAUGAUGUGGUGGCACAAAGGGAUUUAACAGGGCUAUGGAAUAUUAACAUGACAGGCAAAGUAAAUGGUGCUGUGGAGACUUGCAAUAAAGUAGAGCCUUCAUUCCGUCGUAUGGAUAUGUUCAUUAAUUUCACUGACUCCAUGGUGGCCAAGAAGUUUGAUGCCCAGACAUGCACAUGGGCUUUUGGGAUGAAUGUGUUUGAUCUGCAAGAAUGGAGGCGACACAAUCUAACUGGAAUCUAUCACAAAUACCUACAUAUGGGAAAUAAGAGGCCGUUGUGGAAAGCAGGUAGCUUACCCAUUGGGUGGAUCACAUUUUACAAGCACAUAGUAGCUUUAGAUGGAAGAUGGCAUGUUCUUGGGUUGGGUUAUGACUCUGGAGUCAGACAGGCUGACAUUGAGCAAGCUGCAGUUAUACAUUUUGAUGGAAUCUCGAAACCAUGGUUGGAUAUUGGGCUCGCGAAGUAUAAGCACUAUUGGACGAAAUACGUCAAGUACGAACAUCCCUACCUGCAACAGUGCAAUAUCCAUGAGUAGUUAGAUUACAUACGAGAGUUCUUGAAUUCGUCUCACAUAUUGGUUGCUUUACACUGUAGGAACCAUACACAAUCACUUAAUUCUUUCCCAUUCUUCAACAAUUUUCCAAUGUAAAUUUUAGUUCGUCUUUUAUUUUUAUUAAAUUUUACUAAUGGAGAUGAGCCUGUCGAUUGAAUUGAAGCAAAAUUAGUUAAAAAUAAUCAGGCUUAAACAUAGUGUUCAUGUUUUUA
Molecule: messenger RNA, 2304 nt
Organism: Olea europaea var. sylvestris
Lineage: Eukaryota; Viridiplantae; Streptophyta; Magnoliopsida; Lamiales; Oleaceae
Product: probable galacturonosyltransferase 6
Exons: 9
Coding region: 275-2074 (599 amino acids)
Molecular function (GO): polygalacturonate 4-alpha-galacturonosyltransferase activity
Source: RefSeq, a predicted model, not a curated record